Molecule: messenger RNA, 1945 nt
Organism: Ictalurus punctatus (channel catfish)
Lineage: Eukaryota; Metazoa; Chordata; Actinopteri; Siluriformes; Ictaluridae
Product: protein-lysine 6-oxidase
Exons: 7
Coding region: 319-1434 (371 amino acids)
Biological process (GO): peptidyl-lysine oxidation
Molecular function (GO): protein-lysine 6-oxidase activity; copper ion binding
Source: RefSeq, a predicted model, not a curated record
GUAGAUGUGAUGUCCACUCUCACACUGUGAAGUUGUUACCAUAUUCUGCGCAUAACCAGUGUCACUAGUGUGCUUUCAAACCAGUCCAGAAAGCAAAAAAUCCACCCCCUCCCUGCAAAAGCUUAGCCCACACAGGUUCUCAAAACGAAAGGUGCACUAGUCCUUAUGAGACUCUCCCCGAGAUGUAUGGCUUUCAUUCAUUCCAAUGAGUCGUCUAAAAAAUACGAGUUCUUUUGGGAUUUGCGCGCGCUUUCCUUUAUUUCAAGCACCCAGAAAGGGACACAUUUCUGAAGACCCAUACCCCUUUGAGCAGAAAAUAUGAGGAACAUAGUUUUUAGAGUUUUCGUGCUGUUGUCCUUUGGCUUAAUGUGCUGCGUUUUACAGGCUGUUCACGGUGAGCCGCGCGCUGGGUCCAGAGAAUCAGCACGCGGACACCGGGCAGGUGCCUCACGCCUGGCGAUACGAUGGACGGGUAACGGCCGCGUGUAUAACCUACUGAGCCACGGUUCUGAAUAUCUACCAUCGCGAAGACGAGGGAACGUUGACGCGAGCAGACCUGCGCUGGUGAUCCGAGAAUCAAACGACACCGUGCCGAGCCGCACGAGCGCGCGUGCCAAGUCCAAUUCCGGACUCGCGCAGACAGAACCCACGCAAACCGACAGUGGAGACGUGAUGAUGGCAGACAAUCCGUACGACCCUUACAAGUCCAUUCGCAACGAACUCUACAACCCGUACUACAACUAUUACGACUCUUACUACCAGCCGCGCUCCAGGAACAGAGUUCGACCUGGCUAUGAGACGAGAUAUUUCCAGUAUGGUCUUCCAGAUCUGAUUCCAGACGCGUAUUAUGUGCAAACUUCCACUUAUAUACAGAGGGUGCCAAUGUACAACCUUAGAUGCGCGGCUGAGGAACGUUGCUUGACAAGCUCAGCUGCGCAUGCGCGGGACUACGAUACGCGCGUCCUGCUCAGGUUUCCCCAGCGCGUUAAGAACCAAGGUACUGCUGACUUUCUCCCCAACAGACCACGAUAUGCCUGGGAAUGGCACAGCUGUCACCAACACUACCACAGCAUGGACGAGUUCUGCCAUUAUGAUCUGCUGGAUGCUUCCUCCCAGAACAAAGUAGCUGAAGGCCACAAAGCCAGUUUCUGUCUGGAAGAUACCUCUUGUGACCCUGGCUACCAUAGGCGCUAUGCCUGCACAUCACACACUCAGGGUCUGAGCCCAGGAUGUUAUGACACUUACAAUGCAGACAUUGACUGCCAGUGGAUUGAUAUUACUGAUGUCAAACCUGGAAAGUACAUUCUCAAGAUAACUGUGAAUCCAAGCUACCAGGUUCCAGAGUCAGACUUUAGCAAUAACAUAAUGCGCUGUGACAUUCAGUAUACAGGCAAUUAUGUCCAUACAUCUGGUUGCAGUAUAUCUCAAUACUGAUUGCAGAGUGUUGUCAUCAUCCCAAAAUGUCAGUCAUUACACAGACGCCUGGGGAAGUCAAGGAGUCAAAAGUUGCAUAGCAGUGAUGAUAAUUUUUGCCAUUUUUAACCUGUAGAAUCCUAUUUUUAAUACAUCAAAAUGUAUGUAAUGGCAAAAACAAAAGUUAAAUCACAGUUACUGUACAGUACUUUGGUAGAAAAAAAGGUUAACUCUAGGGUCCUAUGGGAAGAAUCCUUAAAGGUUCUAGGUAAAACCAUACAACAUUGUGUCUCCUAUCAGAGAUAGUAGAUUUACAUUCAUUUGGCAGAUGUUUUAACAUAGCAUAAAGUAAUAUAAAUAACAUCUCAAAUUAGUGUAAAAAUAGAACAUUACAUUCUGGCCUUAGGUUAUAUAAUAUUAUCUAACUGGUGUAGAUAAAAUUGAAAGAUGUAAUAUCUUAUUAAAAUAUAAGAUAUGACAAAAAUAUCUUAUUCUUAUUAGUGAUAGUGUGCUAUGUAUCACAACAAAUUUA